UGCCAAGCAAAUUCCGAACGUUCGAUAAGUCGGGGUCGGCAACCCCCCCGAAAAUAGCUCUGGAGCUUGGAUAGGGAGGUUAUGCCAUCCCGUGUGUGGAUUACGUGCUAUUCGGAGACUUAUUGUGCUUCUACACGUGCACGAAUGGAAUCCCGUUCGGGUUCGAUCGAACAAGAUCGGGGAUUCGGAGUCCACACUACGCGUGAUGAAUUGGUAAUCGACGAUCCCCAGUCUCCACGGUGCCUCGGUGUGAAUGUUGGACACCCUCCCUCCCCCUUGGCCCUUGCCUCGCGCAUCCGUGGUGCUUCGUAGUAUAUAGAGCUUGAACAUAUCAACUCACAACCAAUCCAUCUGAAUAUACAUCAGCCAAGAUGAAGGAAGCUAUCGUAGCCGCUGGACCCCAAGUCCAGAUCAUCGACUCCCCCAUCCCCUCACCCAACGAUGACCAAGUCCUCAUCCGCGUCGUUGUCAGCGGCUGCAACCCCAAAGAUUGGAAGCUCCCAGGCAUGAUGCCUGACACCCCACCCCUCAACCAAGGCGACGACAUUGCCGGCAUCGUCGAAAAAGUCGGCUCGCGCGUAUGGGAAUUCAAACCCGGUGACCGUGUCGCCGCAUUCCACGAGAUGUUGACCCCCCACGGCAGCUGGGCCGAGUACGCCGUGGCAUGGCAACACACCACCUUCCACAUCCCCAAGGAAACAAGCUUUGAGGAGGCCGCCGCUCUGCCGCUUGCAGCCAUGACCGCCGCCCUCGGUCUCUUUUCCCGCUUGGGCUUGCCCGAGCCGUGGGUCAAGGCCGUUUCGGAUGAGGAGCGCCAAACCACCCCGCUAGUCAUCUACGGCGCUUCGUCGGCUGUCGGGUACUACGCCUUGCAGUUGGCCAAGAGGAGUAACAUCCACCCUUUGAUCUGCAUCGCCGGGCGCGCAGGUGGCGAGCGCAUUGCUCCGCUUUUGGACCAGGACAAGGGCGAUGUGCUGAUUGAUUACCGCGAGGGCGAGCAGGCGGUUGUUGAGGGCAUCAAAAAGGCUUUGAACGGCAGGCCGUUGCUGCAUGCUCUGGACGCGGUGUCAGAGAAGGGAACGCCGGAGCACCUGGCGCAGGUGCUUUCGCAGCCGGUGAAAAAGGGGGAUAAAGAAGUGAGGGCCAAGGCAACUUUCGUCUUGUUUGGUAAGAUGGGUGUGCCUGACUUUGUGGAUCAGAGCACUACUCUGGUUGGUAGCGUGCACCAGGAUGAGAAGGACUUUGGCUAUGUUUGGUAUCGCUAUAUGGCGAGGGGAUUGCAGGAGGGCUGGUUCAAGGCACAGAGGACAGAGGUGCUCCCGGGAGGAUUGGCGGGCGUGCAAGAGGGAUUGGAGAGGUUGAAGGAUGGAAAGGCGAGUGCGGUGAAGUAUGUUUAUCGGAUUCAGGAGACGGAAGGGGUUGAGAGGAGCGAGGAGUGACAAAGCAGAAGCUAUAGAGUUCUGUGUCAAGUCAGUUGUGCUUGUUGUUGUAUUGAAUGAUAGCCAGUCUCCUGCAAUGUGUAUAUGACGACUUAUACAACCUUUUCGAAUAUAUACAUAUAUAUAACUGACAGCUUGCGAGCACAUUCAAACAGAGUUGUAAGAUGGCUCGAGGACAAAUGAAGGCGAGUACAAAACCAGGGUACAUGGCCAACGCCUGCGAAAGCAAUGCCUGUACAAGCCACCUCUGCAUUCUUGACUGGUGCCAAGAAAGAAGCUCUUCGACAAGAGAGAAUUUCAUGAUCAUCCCCCCCUCUC
Messenger RNA from Neurospora hispaniola, 1757 nucleotides. RefSeq names its product chaperonin 10-like protein. NCBI's taxonomy places the organism in Eukaryota, Fungi, Ascomycota, Sordariomycetes, Sordariales, Sordariaceae. Gene Ontology annotation, molecular function: oxidoreductase activity, acting on NAD(P)H. The record is from RefSeq and is a predicted model, not a curated record. The coding region runs from base 372 to 1439 and encodes 355 amino acids. The transcript has 3 exons.